Messenger RNA from Cokeromyces recurvatus, 840 nucleotides. RefSeq lists its product as uncharacterized. NCBI's taxonomy places the organism in Eukaryota, Fungi, Mucoromycota, Mucoromycetes, Mucorales, Mucoraceae. The transcript has a single exon. The record is from RefSeq and is a predicted model, not a curated record. Bases 1 to 840 code for a protein of 279 amino acids.
AUGAAGAUCUUCAAUAAAGAAACUGUUUCAUUAUUAGAUCGAAACUACAAGAAUACAAAAAAGUCUAAUCAUUAUUACCAUAAAAACCCUACUGCUACUACGACAUUAGCACACGUUAUGCAUUUGUUUGAAGAAAAGAAUAAAUAUCCUCCUUUACCUUUUACGGGUCCUUUACCCAUCAAAGCCAAUGGAGCUAUUGUUGUACAUCGACCCAAUCAUCCUAUUCAUAUAAACGGUGACACUUACUCAGAUGAUGAUGAUGAUAAUGAUAAUGAUAAUUUUAUGAUGGAUAAUAAAGGUAGGGAUAGUUCAUCAAAAGCAACUACCGCUAGCAGGAGUAGUGAUAGUACAGAAGAAGAGUACGACUCAUCCACUGCCAUUCAAUUCAUUCAUGAAGAAAAUAAACGACUCUGUCAACAGAUACUCUUUGAAAGGAAGCAAUUUGAGAAAUGGAGAAAUAAGAAAAAGAACGAACGAAAAGAACUUGUGUCAGCAAAGCAAACAAUACAGGAAUUAAAACAAAAGAUGGAAAGAUUAGAGAAAUUAUUCAUGAUGUCUUUAGGUCAUACAGAUAACAAGAAUGGAAUAAAAUCUUUACGUCGUCAAUCCAUGGGUGCAACAGUAGAAAGAAGGGAACAUUUAAAAUUAUCUAAUAUCACUUGUGAGCAAAAGAUACAAGUUUUAUUAAAUGAAAUAGAAGCCAUGGAACAAGAAGAAAUAAAGGCUUCAAAAAGGCUAUCGAUACAAAAGGACGAAUAUGAAAGAAAGAUAGCUUAUAAAGAUACUAUGAUUCAACAAUUAGCUAACGAGUUACAACUACUGAAGAGACGAAACUUUUAA